CCGCCCGCCCGACCACGUCCACCACGGCGACUCCACGCCUCCCACGCGCCACCGCCGACGCCACCGUAGAUCUCAACGCCCCCACCUCGCGGCAUGCCUCCACGCCGACGAGAGCCACGAGCGGCGACCGCGGCUGCACCCCCUUCCCCUCCUCGGAUACCCCCACAUAUCCUCGAAUCCAUCCCAGAGAUGGUGAAACUAAUAUUGCCGGUUCCGCAGGGGAUACUCAUGGUGACCGGGGCCCGAGGGUGGGUGGAGCGGGCGACCAGGAUCCGCGACGCCACCGCGGCGUGGAUCCGGCGCGUCCAGGAAUGGAAGACGGCAGAUCAGGGCGACAGAUCCGUGCGCGAGGUCCGCGGCGAUGAGGUAUGCGGAGAGUUUCUAGAGGAGAGCGGAUCUGGAGCAGAGGAUUCUAGCGAAGGUGAUCUACGACGAGGCCACAAUGGAGGAAAGGGCAAGGAUGCCCGCCUUCCCGCACUCCCUGCCGGCUGCGUUUGUUCUGUGGGCGAGGGCGGAGGCAAAAUCAGAGGAACCACGAAGGGCGCUGCGAUGGGAUUGCUUGCUGGGAGUGAUGCCGUCUGGGGCGCCACUGCAGCUCUCAUCCUCGCCGCCGGAGAUCAGCCGUGUUUGAACACAUCUCCGCUGGUGGAUGCCCCCAUUUCUUUCGCCAGAAAUUUGAAGAAUGCUGAAGAUACUCUGCAGAGAGGUGCGGAGAUUGAGAAAUUGCAGAACAAGCGAGUUUCGUUCGACCCUGGAGGCUCAUCACCAGAUAGAGAUGCUGACACUGAUAAUUACCUAAUACAUUCAAGACCUAGAGGCAGAUUUUGGGCAUUGGGCAAGGUAGAUGAAGAGGACGAGGGGCUAUUUGCAGAUGAAGCUGAACAGCGCAGCCCGUACUUGGCAACAUUUGCAGAUGCACUGGCUUGUGCUAAGAAGAUGAAGUCUGGUAGAGAUAAACAAAAGAAGAGAAAUAGUGGGGGAGAAUCUGAUUCCAAAACUCGGAGAGAUAAGAUAGAGAGGAGCAUCUUGACAAACAAAUCUGUAAGUAUAUCUUCUCACCAACAUUCUGUUAGAACACCUUCUAUUCGGGGUGGUUUGAUGCAGACUGAGAGAUGGUAUCAGAUCAUUGGCAGGGAAAAAAUCGAUGUGGGCAAUGACUCUGAACCUAACUGGGUGCAGAUGGGGCAUGGAAAGAAGAGGGGGAUUAAAUCAGCGUUUUCUCUGAUUGAUGCCCCUCUUGCAACACGAUCGCCAGCACGUCAGGAAGGGGAAACAGGGGAUGAUUUGGAAUUCAGAGGGAAAAACUUUAUUUCCAUUCGCACUAUAAAGAAAACUGGGCCGGUUUGGAAGGGAACAGGCCAAGAAAGUGGAAAAGCCUAGUGGCCCAUGAAAAGGAAGGGACAUAUACACCCAGACCACAACCUGGGUGUUAAUCCUGAUCUAUUCCUACGCCCUAGGGUUUCUCACCUGUGGUGCGAUCCUCCCCCCGCCGCCGCAAACCAGAGCAGCGCACCUCCUACCGCAACCAUGGCGGAUCGUUUCGACUUGGAGAGAGGUGGGGGUGGAAGAGAGGUUGAUAGGGGUAACAAUUGGAGAUCGGGAAGUGGUUAUGGAAGGGAUGCUCAAUUUGAUCGCCAUGAUCAAGGGUUUCAAGCUCGUCCUCGCCCUCCCUUCAGGAAUUUCCCAGGCAAUCAAUUUCAGAGAGAUGGAUACAAUAACUGGAAUCAUGAAGGGGGUGGCAGCUGGGACUCGCGUCAGUUUCAUCAUAGACCGCCACGGCAGUUCAAUUUGCCGCCUGCUGCCAGUAAGUAUCAGCUGAAGAACUCCACAGUGGCUAGCGGUGGAGGAGCUACAGGGAGUGAAAUUCAGACAUCAAAAACUGUGUCUACAAGUGCAGUGCAGACUGGCGAUCCGAGAGGGGCAGGUGGAUCUGACAACAAAAACCCUGGAUCAGAAAAGAUCAUCUGCCACAAGUGUGGGGAGAAAGGGCAUAACUCCAAGGGAUGUGAAGCGAAGGUCAAGUGCUCUAUCUGUACCAAAGAUACACAUGUUGCAGAGUUCUGUGCCUGGCUACGUCAAAAAAAGCCGGUAGCUUCUCUGGUGGGUUUUGGUGGCGAAGGAUUGGGCAUAUUUGUGGCUGAGCAUGCAAAAGAUUUGGUUGGGAAUAAUAAGAAUGAUGUUGUUGCUUUAGUGAGGCUGAGAGAAGGAUGUGAUUUGGACAUUGAACCAGAGGUCCUAAUCAAGAGUCUGGCGAAAACAUACCCUUGGCAAUGGGAAUGGAAAGCGAAGAAGGUAUCGGAUGGAGUCUUUCUUGUCAAUUUCCCUUCUGCAACAAGAAUCAACGAAGUUGCCAUCUACGACUGGGUUCCGCUGAAAGGAGGUAACAUCUUGGUUAAUAUGAGGAUUUGGAAUGACGAUGCUAUGGCUGUGGGAAAACUUCAGUGGUGUGGGUCAGAGCCAAAGGUGUUCCAAAAACAAUGAAGAACUACCAUGGGCUGUGUGAGAUUGGAUCAAUGAUCGGCUACACACAGGCAGUUGAUAUGGACUUAGUUAACAAAAGUGGGCUAGUGAGAAUAAAAGUUGUUGUUGUGGAUCACAACAAAAUCCCCAGAUGAACCAAACUGACCACACCUAAUCUCAUGGUGUAUAGGAUUUUCUAUGAGGUGGAGGAGGUUGUGGAUGAAGGAUGGGCCAAAAAUGAAGAUGAACUGUCGCAGGGAUACGAGGACUGGAUGGAUUUUCAGCUUGAAGAGAAGGAAAGUAGAGACCCUAAAAAAGCUAAAAUUGAUGAUGUUGACACUGUAGUCAUUCAUGCAAGUACAAGAACCAAGAUGGCAAUGGAGGAUAGGGAUGCUCAUGUGAAGGAACAGGAAGAAAAAGACAAACUAAUGUAUUACAAAAAUCAAGACAAUGAAAAAAUGAGGAAGAAAGAUGAGGAAACUGGGUCUACUUCAGUCAAUGGUGGUGAUGUUGGUGAGGCUGGGAAGGAGAUACACGAUAAAACAAAUGAUGAUGAAUUAGGAGAGGAAUUGGAAACAUCCAAAUCUGUUAGCCUGGGCACAAAGCUUGGGAUAAAUGGUCAGGAAGAUGAGGGAAUGGUUAAUAACAACAACUCUGAAGGAAAUCAAGGCUUACCCAGAUACAAUGGAAGAAUUGCUUCGAAAAACAUGGAUGACAUUCCUAUAUUAGACAGGACCAUGACUUUGGCAAGAGCCAAAAAUCUGGCCUUAUCUGAAGGUGAAGGAGGAAAAAAAGGCGGAGCUACAACAGGGCGCAAAGUUGCUGGAACGAGUCGCCAGUGAGAUCUUCCAAGCGCGAAAAGGGUGGGCAUCGUGGAUUCCAAGGAUGUGGAAUUUGCUGAAGAGGAAUCAUUAUCUUGUGAUGUCUGAGAUAUGAUGAUAUGUGUUUAGUACUCACUGGUCGUUUUCAUCUCUACUAGUGUGUGUCCUGAGAGAGCAAACUAGUGAGAUCGUUUUCUUCGGAGAAUUGCUUUCGGUCUUAGGUGGAAAGGAUACUGUCUCUAGGGGUGUGUUUGGGCUGUAAUGAAUGACUUAUGGUUGCGUUAAUGAAAUCGGUGGCCA
Messenger RNA from Triticum aestivum (bread wheat), 3581 nucleotides. RefSeq lists its product as uncharacterized. The transcript is spliced from 2 exons. The record is from RefSeq and is a predicted model, not a curated record. NCBI's taxonomy places the organism in Eukaryota, Viridiplantae, Streptophyta, Magnoliopsida, Poales, Poaceae. Bases 94 to 1380 code for a protein of 428 amino acids.